AUGCCGCUACCUGAUAAAGCUGCUCUUCGUCAAAUUGAAAACAGUCUACUAAGAGAGGAAUUGCAGUUUGACGAGAUAUGGGAGAAAGAAGAACACCAGAAACUGUUUGACAAUCUGAAUGACGAACAAAAAACAGUGUACGAUGCGGUUUUAGAUUCGGUCGACAAUGGAAAGGGUACACUUUUCUUCGUAUACGGAGCUGGUGGAACGGGCAAAACGUUCAUAUACAGAACAAUUAUUUCAAGGUUGCGAUCACAAAAAAGGAUUGUACUUCCUGUGGCAUCAUCAGGUAUUGCAGCACUCCUUCUACCUGGGGGGAGAACAGCUCAUUCAAGAUUCAAAAUCCCUUUAAAUGUUCAUGACACUUCAACAUGUGAUAUAAAGCAAGGUACUAUGUUGGCCGAAUUGUUAGCCAGCACAGAAUUAAUCAUCUGGGAUGAAGCCCCUAUGGCCCACCGGCAAACCUUUGAAACACUGGACCGUACGUUGAAAGAUCUUAUGUCACUUAACGAUGAAACAGCAGCAGAAAAGACAUUUGGAGGUAAAACUGUACUGCUUGGUGGGGAUUUCAAACAAAUAUUACCUGUGGUGCAACAAGGAGGACGUCCAGAGACUGUGCUAGCGACAUUGAGUCGUUCAUAUCUAUGGCCAUCGUGUAACGUCUAUACGUUAACACAUAACAUGAGACUUUGCCCAUCUGAAAUAGAAUUUGCAGAAUGGAUUUUGAAAGUGGGGAAGGGGACAGCAACAAGAAGAAACCCUAAUGGUUUGGCCGGAGAAGAUAGAAUUUUAAUAGACAAUGCCUUAAUGCUCCAAAGUACGGGUGACCCUUUGGAACAAAUUUCAGAAGCUGCGUAUCCACAGUUUCAAAACUCAUUCCUAGAUCAUGAGUAUCUUAAAGAGAGGGCAAUAUUAACACCCAGAAACGAAACUGUGCAUGAAGUAAAUGCAUUUCUCCUCUCCAAGAUUCCAGGACAAACCACAGAGUAUCUAAGCUCAGAUAGCAUUGGCAUUGAUAGCGCUCCUGGAACUGAUUGGCAAUCUUUAUACCCCGUCGAAUAUCUGAACUCUCUAGAAUUCCCUGGACUGCCGAGUCACCGACUAGAUUUAAAGGUUGGAGCUCCUGUGAUGAUGCUAAGAAAUAUCAAUCAAAAAGAAGGCCUUUGCAAUGGGACACGGCUAAUUAUAACUCAGUUGGGAAAAAGAGUUUUGGAGGCAGAAAUUAUGACUGGCCCAAACCCUGGAAAAAAG
Tarenaya hassleriana is the source of this 1251-nucleotide messenger RNA. Its product is annotated as ATP-dependent DNA helicase pif1-like. Lineage: Eukaryota; Viridiplantae; Streptophyta; Magnoliopsida; Brassicales; Cleomaceae. The transcript has a single exon. Gene Ontology annotation, molecular function: DNA helicase activity. Gene Ontology annotation, biological process: DNA repair; telomere maintenance. The annotation marks the transcript as partial. The record is from RefSeq and is a predicted model, not a curated record.